This is a messenger RNA of Paramuricea clavata, 8203 nucleotides long. Lineage: Eukaryota; Metazoa; Cnidaria; Anthozoa; Malacalcyonacea; Plexauridae. The record is from the annotation of a GenBank genome assembly.
AUGAUUCUUAUUGCAACAAAGAUCAUUGUUGGCAUUCAUAUCUUGAUAUAUUUUGGUACAAGUCUGGUCGUUUGUAAUAAUGAUAUCCCGUUUUGUCGCAAGCGGUUGAAAGAACUCAGAGAGGACGAGAAAUACUGGAGUGAAAGAUGCGUGAAUAAUAAAGAUCAAAUCCUUGUUACACCGCGCUGUGAAGCAGAGAAAAAAUACAAUCACGAGAGGCUCUGUAUGUACACGAAGAUAUGCUUUUAUAAAGGUAAUAUUAAACUGUAGUUUAAGCUACUUUACGAAUGAAGUACACUGGGCCUGAAUGUUUUCAUCACUCUGAUGCGUCAAAAUAAAGAUUAAUGUAUAGUUCCAGGAAAGAACCUAUAUUUUCGGUUGUGGAGGACAUGUCUUCAAUUAAGGUGGCUCCAUAUAUUAAUCCACACAAAAUUACCGAUACAAGAAUCGCGAUCAAAACAUUACGCUAUAUGAACAAACCCGCGUGACCAUGCUUGCACUAUAGCUCGUGUCCAAAUGAAUAUUAACCAAAGGACUUACAUAUAUCACCUGACGUGCACUGGAAAUUCUUUUCAAAAUCCUUAGUAUAUAUACAAAUAGUAUAGAUCUUAUAUAGCUAAAAAUAGUAUGGAAUCCAAUUUUUAUACUAAUUGCAAUUUCCAUACUGUGGAUAUAUUAUGGAAAUAGUAUGGAUAUAUUUUGGAUUUAGUGAUGCAAUUGCAAAUUUCAUAUACCCCCCCCCCCCAACUUCAGCUGCUUUGCUACAUCCCUGAAGAUCAGUAGUAUGGAUUUCACUAGUUUUUCCAGUGGUGGCGACUUGCCCACACCAGUCGCGCCAUUGUAUGUGUUUAUAACGCAUUGUAUGUUAAUUGCUAACGUCAUUAGAAAUGCCAAAACAGUGCGCUAUAUCGCAUUGUUUUGCGCGAUGACCUAAGUGGACUUCAAAAGUCUUUCAAUGUGCAAAAAAUUAAAAAUAAUUCUGUAAUGCUAAAACAUAUUUAACAAGGAAAACGUCCUUUUUGCGUGUUUGGCAUUACAGAAUUUUUUUUAAUAACUGCUAUAGUCUAUGGUAUAUAAAUAAAAUAGUGUACGGAAAAAAAUUGGGGUCACCGUGUUUCAUGUCCAACUGUUCGAGGCAAUUAGGCAUUGUAGAGUGAACUUGGCACGCAUGGUUACCAUAGUAACGAACUAUGUGGCACCAAACCUGAUAUAAAUUGAACGAAGAAACAUCCUGAUAUCUGCCUAAAAAUACGAUCUAAUAAUACGAUCUAAAAAUACGUCGUUUAAAACUGUCAACACUAACUUCUCGCCGAAGGAUCUUUGCUCCAAACAUCGAAUUUCUUCUUGUAUUUUUCAGGAAGUUGCAUCCCUACGAAUAACGAAAUCUUUGAAAUUAUUAUACACCUCAAAAACUGUAUCGCGCCACCUUAAAGCGCAUCAUGGAAACUGACUAUAAAAUAAUUCCAGUAUACAGUCCAAAUUCAAGAGAGUAUAUAUUUUGUUUUCAAAAUUCCUUUUAAAACAUAUGGAAAUCAAUAUAGGGUAAUAGCUAGGAGCAGCAAAGUAGCGGCCGUUUUCGCAGGCUAAUAUAUAUAUAGGGUCUGCUCAUAUAAUUAAUUUUUCUUUCCAAAAUUGAUUGUAACUCUUUAUGAAUUCAGAAAUUGCAACAGGUGCUUCCAUAUAAUUUUACAUGACAAAAGAAAAAUGUCAGAGGAUGAAUUACAUUUUUUUUAAUUGUUCCCCAAAGAUUUCUAAAAUUGAUUCUUGCGUUUCCAAAUUUUAUGUUCUUAAUUUUUUUAAACACCGUCUUUGAAAGGUUUCCAAAUGUACUCUUGUGUAACUUGACACAGAUUCACUCUUAAACAAAAUAACCUUUUAUACAAAAAAGUAAAAUAAAAUUAAAACAUGUGACUAACAGUUCAAUGCAAGGCUUUAUACAAAUAGUCUGUACUGAUGUGUUGCUCUUUCUGCAGGACCCUCUGCUGAACCUUACUUGCUGAUCAAAUCAAAGUCUGAAAUCCACGACAUUGAUUUAACAACCCUAAACACAACUGUCGUCAUCCGCGGACUUACAGGUAGGAAGAUGGAAAUAGACACCGUGGACAACAACUUAUACAUCGCAGACAACAACAGCAUAUCAAGGAUAAACUUGGUUGACAUGUGCGUAGAAGUCAUUUUACAAAAUGUGAGUGUUGAUGACAUGGCAGUUGACUGGAUUCAACGUCGUCUGUACUGGGCUGAAUAUUCAAAAAAGAGGAUUUUCGAAGCGAAUUUGGAUGGAAAAAAUAAAACUGUGCUAAUAAACACAACGAGUUACCCGUCCAGUAUAGCAAUGGAUGCAACAUGGAGGUAAGUUUAUUGAUUUGAAGAAUUUCUUUAUGGUGUGCUAUAUAUUUGAUGACGAAUUAUUGCGAGUCAUGGCCAAGGGCCGUGAAAAUAAGGGGUGGGGGGCACUGGGGGCCUGUAACUCCACUUUUUUGAAACGAGAAAAAUUGGCCCUUUCUUCAAACGAAACUGCCUUUUUUUAUGUUAUAAAAUGUACUCUUUUUUAUAUUAUAAAAUGUACUCUAUUUUAGAUAAAUAUGUUGGACAAAGAUAGCUAGUUAUUUGGAAGCGUAUAAUAUUGGUCAUAAAAGUUAAAAUUAACGUGCAAAAAUGCGACCCAAGAGAAUUGGAAAUCUUUAUUUAUGUUGACUUUAACAUCCACAUCGAUCUCAUUUAUUUUGUGUUGUACAUUACUUUUUGUGUGGGAUACGCGUACGUUGAGGACAAAUUUUAGGACGAAAUCCGGCGCUCAGAAUACGGGAAACGGCAUUUCCGAGGUCAAAAAUCCAAACGUUUCCUGUCAAAGCCUACUCCAGGAUCCCCUUUUUGUGCAAGGUCGAGGGCCACGGUAAAAUUUCAAAAUGGAUCCGGCCUUGGAGUGCCCUUCCUAGUCAUGCAUUAUGCUAAGCCAAUCAACUAGUUUUUUAAACGAUGAAUGUACAUAUUCUCCAUUUAGAGUUCUGUAAUAAGUUCUUUGUAGUUUUUCAUGGCGAUAGUACAAUGCAAAUUUUACUUGGCACAAGAUUAUUUCCUCAUGUAUAGUAUUGUGCUUCAUAUUGUGCUUUCUAAUCUUUUUAUAUUGGAAAGGAGUGCUUCAGCGCAUUUUCCCUUUCAAAGGCUGUCGGGAAGUAGACAAUUUGUUUUUACUGAUGGGUACAAUUAUGAAAUAAAACGUAUAUAUAAAAGAACAUAUUUACUACCUAACCGUUAAACUCAUAAUAAAAUAUAUACAUUCCACACUACAUGUGGUUAUAUACAAUCUUUGUAAUCAGUCUCAAAAUUUAUUCUUGAAAUUGAUUACAGAAUAUCUUUGCUUUACCUUUGGACGUUCGGCAGAAAUUUCCUUGGAGUAUAGUAGCUUAUAGUUAUUUGGUAGCAACAUAUUCAACAAACAGCUAAUCUAAGGAGGAAUUUAAUGAAAAAAUUCCAAGUUGUACCCAUCUUUUAAUAUUAUCAUCCUUCGUUGCUCCAUAGGUAUCUGUUUUGGACCGAGCCUAUUGUAAAGUUUGUCCGGGGAAUAAGUUUGGCCCCUAAGUACGUAGUAAUGGCAAAUCGGACGUUCUCUGAACCUCACGCUAUUACUGUUGAUUGCACCAAGAACCGAGUUUACUGGCUCGAGAAAGAGGUUCGCUCCGGCGUUGACUAUAUUGUUUCAAGUCAAUACAGUGGCUUAGAUCAGAAAACUAUUAUACGUGGAAUAUUGAAUGAUCAUUUAUUGGGCGUGCUUGGUGAUUCACUGUACUUCAUGAACAAUGAUCUAUUAUAUGUAAAUGAAAUGAAUGUAUCAAACGGAAAUAUAUCUCGUAAUAUUCUGGUGGACAACAAUUCAAACUACAAUGACCUGGUCGUUGUACAUAGAUCUAUACAGCCUCAAGAGCGAAUGGGUGAGUUAUAAUAAUCAUAUGACGCUGAGUAUUCACUGAUUGGCACCAAAUUAUGAAGGCUAAAAUAGAAUCUCAAACUCACGAGUAAAUUAGCCAACCAUAUAUUGCUUUAUUUUGGUCACAUGAUAAUACUGGAGUAUAUUGAUCCAGUCCUAGCACUGGAUCAAAAUUAAUUCACCUCACUUUAAGUAGUGAUUUAUUCGUAUGGGAUUUCAUUUCAAAUCCUCCAAUUCAGAUUAGACUACUGAUUUCAAGUCCUUGCAUUUUGAUCCAGUCUCGGCUUCGCCUCGGACUUGAUCAAAUUGCGCGGACUUGAAAUCUAGUCCAGUUUUCAUAGUCGGAUUUGAAAUAUUACUUAAAGUUUAGAGACACUUCGGUCCGUGAUAAUGAUAAUUCAUGACUAAAUUAGCCAACUAUAUUGCUUUAUUUUCCUCACAUGAUAAUACAGCAUACCUGGUAAAGUAUAUUGAUCCAGUCCUAGACUGAUUGAUCCAGUCCUAAAUUAAUUCACCUCACUUCAAGUAGUCAUUUAUUCGUAUGAGAUGUCAUUUCAAAUCCUCCAAUUCCUUGCAUUUUGAUCCAGUCUUGGCUUCGCCUCGGACUUGAUCAAAUUGCGCGGACUUGAAAUCUAGUCCAGUCUUCAUAGUCGGAUUUGAAAUAUUACUUAAAGUUUAGAGACAAUCCUGUUAGAGCCACUUCGGUCAGUGAUAAUGUUAUAAAGCAAAUAAACCGAAAACGAGGCUGCGUGGACAAAAACUAAGACAGUGGACAAAGUCUAAAUUCCAAGUUCACACACAAAAACGCAUAAGUUGUAACAAACCUGCAGCAGACGUGUAGCAAUGCUGUUCCAACAACUUGUCAACAGGAUGUAUUCACUGCUUGCUCCCAGCUUGUUGACAAGUUCCUACAAGAUGUUCAACUUAACAGAUUUGUUACAAGUUUUGCCAACGACUUGUUAUCGUCGAGGUUAUCGUCCUGCAACUCAACAAUUUUUCACCAAGUUGUGAGUGACAACCUUGUAGCAACUUGAUAAAAUAACAGCAUUGUUACAACUUGUUGCAAAGCUUGCUACAAGUCUGUUGCGAACACAUCUUGUUGAGACAUAGUAUAUUUCGAGUCAGGAUUCGAGCCAGGAGCCCAGUCAGACUCAGUUCUGGACUCGAGGACUUGCUAUUAAUAAUUUAUUUCAAGAGACACUAAAUUAAUAAAGUUGCUACGAUGUAGGAACAAUUUGGUUGUAGUUUGAAAGACAUACUAGAGUCAAGCAUGAAAAUUUGAAACAUAUAACGUGCAAACCCAAUACCAUAAACUCGACAAAUUAAACCGUAGAUAUAUUAGGUAUAGGUAGUAAAAAGACAAGAAACUAAAUAGCAAAAUCUGUGAUGUCACAUUCAGGUAGCUACAGUGACAUUCACAAUAUUAAAUUCAAAAGAACAACUGUCAUGAUGUCAUCUUUGAAUUUUGUGAAAUGACAUGGAAUAUCGACAAAUAUGCUAGUUUCCAUCUGUCAGAAUAACAUUACGUCAUUGAACGGCUUGAGUCCUGUCGGCUCGAGUCCCUGUCACAGGAGAUUCGCCCCCCCAGGAGAUUCGCCCCCCUGGGGGGCGAUAUUCCUAGGAUAUUCGCCCCCCGGGGCGAAUCUCCUGGGAUUAUCGCCCCCCAUGGGAGCGAAUCUCCUAGGAAUAUCGUCCCCCUUUAGGAAUUUCGCCCCCCCCAUAUAAUUUUUGAAUUCAGUUUGAUCUAAAAACAAAACGAUUGCAAGUUGAAAAGAUUUAUUGUGUGAUUUAUUUAUUUAUUACAAGGAGACAAAAUUACAUAGACAUUUUAGUCUUCUUAGCAGCUGGUGGUGUGCACAGUCUGCAUAACCACUCAUUUGAGGCACUUAGACUAGUGUCAUAUUCUACACAUCUAAAGUGGAACCAUCACAGAGAUCGCAUAAAAUCAUGUUGUCGUAUUCUUCUGGCAGUUUACAUUCACAUAACAUAUUUUAAUAUAAAAACAAUCGCUUGCAAAUUUUAUCAAUACGAGUGUUAACAAUAGCCGCCACAGUAAUCACUUGCUAACAAUAAACUAUAGGAUUAGUAAAAAAUCUAUGGAAUGUGUUGGGAAGCGUAUUGACUAUUGUCCGUUGAAUCGUCAACUUUCCGUGUCAGUGAUGUAAUCUUGAUUCUUCACUUUAAGCUUCCGCAAAGAAAAUUGCAUUAUAUAUGUGUUGUGGUUUAUUCAAAUAAUUUCAUGAUACUUUGAUUUUAUUAGUGCAUGCCUUUAACAUUUGAGAAUGUAACUCUGCAAAACUAAAAGCUUUCUUGUCUUUUUUGAAACGUAUAUUAUUGGAUUAUUGCCUAUUGGCAAGUUCUACCCUUCGCUUCUGAGAUUUACAAACUAUAUUGAAAUAAUGCAAGUAAAAAAUAGUGACAAACCAUACAUUUUCCGAUAACGACAAAACGUGGAUGCAAAACAUAUACCAAUAAUUACAAUAACCACCACGGUGAUUACUUUUUAACAAUGAGUUUAAGGAUUAACACUGAAAAUGCAAAAUAUGCAUGGUGUGCUGUGAAGCGUCAUAAGUCCUAUUGAGUAUUGAUCUACUGUAACUGUGUAAAGCCCUUUCGAUACAUGUAAUUGUAAAUUUUUAUUGUUACAUGCAGGGCUUGAAAUAACGUUCAUCGACAGUCGUGACUUUCCCUGCUUUUUGGAAACCGAAACCCUGCUUUUCCGCCGAUCAUAGGCAAUUCCUUGCCGAUCAUUGAUCGGUGAUCGGUUGUUAUUUCAAGCUCUGUCUUAACAAUUUUGAAUUGAUACUGAUUUCAAAUUAUUAAAGCUAUGUAAUAAUUAUCCCAUGCAACUGUUAGGAAGGGCGAAAUUUUGAACGGAGGACGAAAAUCCUAAAGAAAAGGUGAAGUUUCUAAAGGGGGGCGAAUUUCCUAAAGGGGGGCGAAAUUCCUAGGAUUUUCGCCACCCUGGGGGGCGAUAUUCCUAGUAAUUUCGCCCCCCGGGGGGCAGAAAUGUGGGGGGGGGGGCGAAAAUCCUGGGACACCGGCUCAAAUCCUAACUCGAUAUUUAGGUACCCUCCAAUAGUAUAUCUCCAAGUGUGUCACUUUCAUUUAUAUCGUAAAUGACUCGAAUUAACGAUUAAGAUUCAGUGCUACCAAUAUUUUUUUACUUCAACAACUUGCAAUUACCUAAUUAAAGUUAUUCAUCACUAUAAUAUUAGCGGGCAUAUAGCUUUUUCCGGGUAAAGAAUAAAUUAAUCAGCAGACUAAGAUACAUUGCAACCUGCUAAAGCCAUUUUUACAGUAGAUGGCUGCCGGUAGUUGUUUUACAUUUGUAAUGUAAUAAGCAACCAUAGAAUUUCGAAAUGUGGAUGGGUUUUGCAUGUAGAAGGAAAUUUAUAAUUCAUAUUUUUUUAAUUAAACUCAAACGAAAAUGCAACUUUAGGCGCUCCGGCAGGAAUUGAAGCUGCGACACAGGGAUUCCGGUGCAAUGCUUCGACCAUUGAGCUACAGAAUACAGUCGCUGAACAUUAACCAGACGUUUUUGAAUAUAUACUCGCAGCUGAACUGGUUAGGUCAAUAAUUUUCUAUAAAUUUUGAGAAAAAAUUUCCAAAAAGCCCUCCAAUAGUCACUUCUUUGAGCGACAUGCCCACGCUCUGGACUGUAGGUUCCCCAACACGAGCGAUGCAGCUCCCCACCACGCCCCUGUCAAAACCCCUGGUAUCUAAAACUGUUUUGUUUCUUUUGGCGCUGGGGUCGCACUGAACUCGUAAAGGUCUAAAGAUUUUUGUUUAUUAUAUAUUUGUACAAAUAUACAACCUUCUUUGCUACCAGUUACUUUGUUUGUAUCCAUAUCAGUUUUCUGUUGAUUAAGUCGAUAUUUAUGUUUGAUAAAAAAUAAUUUCCUGAGUACUGGGAAUCGAACCUGUUGCAAUAUUAUAUCAGUAAUAAUAGUAAGAUUAUUGUACAUGUAUUGUAUUAUAACAAUUACGGGCGAAAUAACAAGAGAAAAAUAUAUUUAGGCUCACUUCGCAAGUCAGUGAUAUUGGCAAUUGAGAGAAUCGAACUUCAUAAUAAGCUGGAAGAAUGGUUGCCAAGACAAGGAUAUUGGAGAAUAUGUUGGAGAGGCAGCGAACAUGGUUGGGCAACCUCGACAUUUCAUCGGAAAUGCGACGGGAAAAUACCCACUUUAACUAUCGUUCAAGUUGUCAAGAAUAAUACGAAUUUGGUCUUUGGUGGCUACGCCACCAGAUCAUGGGGUAGAGAUCAUGUUAAUCAAU